Paramormyrops kingsleyae is the source of this 2773-nucleotide messenger RNA. RefSeq names its product D(4) dopamine receptor-like. Gene Ontology annotation, molecular function: dopamine neurotransmitter receptor activity, coupled via Gi/Go; G protein-coupled receptor activity. Gene Ontology annotation, biological process: negative regulation of adenylate cyclase activity; negative regulation of voltage-gated calcium channel activity; regulation of potassium ion transport. The record is from RefSeq and is a predicted model, not a curated record. Gene Ontology annotation, cellular component: plasma membrane. Lineage: Eukaryota; Metazoa; Chordata; Actinopteri; Osteoglossiformes; Mormyridae.
GUUUUCCUUCAUUACGCAAGAAAGAAGACAUGUAUUGUGCUAAGAUAAGUAUUGUGCGAAAAUUAACAUUUAUUCAAAAAUUCUUUCGUUAUUGCGUUUAAAUAGUUUCAAACUCAUUCAAAUUGACGUUUCAAUAUUUUUUUUUUAUAGCGAACUGGUUUAGUAAAACUAUACGUGCUUUGGUUAAUUUGGUUAAUAUAGUGAUGCGCUUGAUUUCAAUACCGUGCUCCUGAAAUUGAAUGUAAACAGAAAUGAAAAGUGACGGGGGUCUGUCAAUCGGCUGCGCCAAAUGAUAAAAUCAUACUGUCAUGACGCUGAACAAAAUUCCUAUAUGAAACUCUAUUACAAGACGUCGGACAUACGAGUUGCAGAAGGGGUCUGCGGAUCUCCUCCCGGUGAUAGGACUGCUCCCGGCCGUCAUGCCACCUAAUCUGACCGCUACCAACCAGACCAUCCAAGAUCCGCACACUGACCACAAUUUUCCAGCUCUGAUCAGCGGGAUACUGCUGAUAAUCCUUAUAAUUUGUGGCAAUUUACUAGUAUGCAUUAGCGUAUACACAGAAAAAGCUUUAAAAACAACUACAAACUACUUCAUUGUCAGUUUGGCAGUUGCAGAUUUGCUAUUGGCGGUAUUGGUUUUGCCGUUGUAUGUGUACGCUGAGUUCCUCGGUGGUGUGUGGACCCUGAGCAUGAUCUUCUGUGAUGGUCUGAUGACCAUGGAUGUGAUGUUGUGCACAGCUUCAAUAUUCAACUUGUGUGCAAUCAGCAUUGACAGGUUUAUUGCCGUGUCUGUUCCUCUGAACUACAACCGGAAGCAUAUAGACCAAAGACAAGCUAUCCUUCUCGCUGCCACCUGGAUACUAGCCUUAGCGGUAGCAUCCCCCGUCCUUUUCGGGAUCAACAACGUCCCUCACAGGGAUCCCUCCGAGUGCAAGCUGGAAGAUGAUAAUUAUGUGGUGUACUCCUCCGUGUGCUCCUUCUUCAUCCCGUGCCCCAUCAUGCUGCUGCUCUACUGCGGAAUGUUCCGGGGCCUGCGACGGUGGGAGGAGACCCGCAAGGCUAAGCUACGGAGCAGUGUCCAUAUGUGCCGCAAGCUGCAGCAGGCCGCCCCGCUGGCCUCACUUCCUGCUCCCAUGGAGAAGCUGGAGAAACUGGACCACUGUCCCCCUCCAGACUGUCCCGUCCCCCCAGAGUACAAGGAGAGUCCUGUCCUCACGGUGGCCUACCAGGGCAUAAUGUAUGGGACGUCUUCUAGACAGAGGAGAGCCAAGAUUAAUGGCAGGGAACGCAAGGCCAUGAAGGUUCUUCCCGUCGUCGUGGGUGUAUUCCUCUUCUGUUGGACUCCAUUUUUCGUGGUCCACACCAUGCGUGUCAUCUGUGAGUCCUGUUACAUCUCGCCCUAUCUGAUGAGCACCGUCACCUGGUUGGGCUACGUCAAUAGUGCCCUCAACCCUAUCAUCUACACUGUGUUCAAUACCGAGUUCAGAAAAUUAUUCCACAGAUUUCUGCACAGUUGUUGCUAACCUCUGUAUCGAAAUCAUCUUGCAUGACAAAAUGGCCUUAACCACGGUUGCUUAUGGAUACAUGUACAUCCAUCAUGUCAGCAAUCUUUAUUAAUUUAGUUAAUUUUGUGUAUUUUCUUUUUCAGUUUAAUUUAGGUAAUUUACCUGCAAAAGACAAAUGUCUGGCUACUUUUAGCAGCUACCUGUCUCUGGAAUUUGUUCCUGUUUUUUCUUCUGAAAAAGACAGAGUUUAAAAUGUAUUACCAGCACUGCUGGAAAUUUAAAGACCGUAAAGGUAAUUAAUCAUGAUGUAUUAUUAUGUCUUUCUAGAUCUCUUUGCAGAUAGUCUGGCUUGCAAGCUUGACAAAAACCAGAAACAAGAAUAUCUUAACAUUUAGGAGUUUGUGUGUCAGUUAAAGUCUCCUAAAUCUUGGAUGUGCACCACUGCAGUCUGGUCAGUUUCCUUUAAAAAAAUGAUUGUCAAAUCAGAAUGAUCCCUGGCAUUUGUUAGCUUAGUCAAAAGAAAAAGGUUGUAUAGAAUUCAGCCAACUGCUGCUUAAGGACCAGAGUGUAAAUAAUUAAUUAAUCAUGUUUGUUGUGUAGAUAAAAUUUUUAUACAUCACAGUGUAAGGAAUCAGAUAUUGGCUUAGACUUAGAGCAUCUUAUGCCGAUACAAGACUUACACAAGAAAACAUCAACCAACCAGCUCAUACAUUGAAUGACCUGCUAGUCUUGUUCAGAUGAAUAUACUGUAUUUUACCAUUAUAAUGGCAGUAAUCUGAGUAAUGGCAUUGCUAGAGUACUGAUCCCAGCAAGGUGCUAAUACUGCAUUCCUGGGUGAGUGAAUAUAACUUUGCUGUGACGUUGCUUCCUUUAUUAGAUCUGCAAAUAAUGCACAUGUACUAUUUUUGUCUGCACAGAUGUUAUUGGAAAUUGGUAUAUUUUAUACUUUGCUUUUAUACUUACAUGUCUUUGCUGCAAGAAAUGUGUAGGGAACUUUGAGGAGUCCUUAGCGGUUGGAAAUAAUGCUACAAGACAAAGGAAAAUGGAAUGAUUCUGUCCUGAUGCUGGUACCAAAGCGAGCACCAGUGAGGUCUCACAAGUAGUAGCCUUUAAAAACCUUCUUGGAUGCACAAACUGUUACAAAAUGUUCAUCUAUAAGCAAUCUGUGAUCAUUUAUUGUACCAUUUAGAGCGUUGUGUAAUAUGACAAACAUGAAAUGUUACAAAAAGUAAGAAGGGGGGAAAAAAUUAAAUUCGUAAAUAUUUAAA